Messenger RNA from Euleptes europaea (tarantolino), 580 nucleotides. RefSeq names its product arginine vasopressin induced 1 (gene AVPI1). The transcript is spliced from 2 exons. Lineage: Eukaryota; Metazoa; Chordata; Lepidosauria; Squamata; Sphaerodactylidae. The record is from RefSeq and is a predicted model, not a curated record. The coding region runs from base 35 to 523 and encodes 162 amino acids.
ACCUCCAGCCACAGAGUGGAGAGACCCCAACCACAUGGGCACCCCUGCAUCCAUUGCCUGUGACUUGCCCCACCCUCAGGCACCCAAGUCGUGCACUCGCAAAAGAGCGUCUGCCAACAUCUUUCAGGGAGUGGGGCUGCUGCAGCUACACCAUCUCUUCCACAGCAGUGGGGAUGCACAAGCAGAGGAGCGGGCCCAGCUGGUGUGGGAGCGUUCGGGAAACCAGUGUGUUGCCCAGGCUUUGCGACAGCUGCGCAGAAAGCAGAGAAAACUAAGACUGCGGCCCCACCGGAAGUCCUCUUCAGAGCAAGGAAGUGGCCCUGGAUUCCUGGAGUUACAGCACUUUAGCCACUUACGGAUUGAGGACUGUACUACAUCUUACGCUGAGGACAAUGGGCCCAACACCAGCAAGAAGCCAGAUGUGGCCGGUCAAGGCAGCCCAUGCCCUGCCUCCUACUACAGGCAGAAGAGGAAGCAGUGGGGUACAGGAGCUGCAGGCUACCUGCACCAACUCCACCAGUGAGCAGCUGAACCCAACCCCUCUUACCCACAUAGUUGUCAGUCAAUGGCACUGUGCGGA